UUUCACUAGAUUGACUUGCUUAUUCGCUCUUUGCUCUUGAAUGAAGUAAGGUGGCUUUAGGGGUUAAUCGUACCGCCACAACUACUGGUUUAAGACAGCAAAUUUGAUGCUGGACCACUAUGCACAGCUCUUGGGUUACAUUCUAGAAGCUUACCCGUGUCGUCUUAGAACGCAUAAAGGUGCGCCUUGACCCGAAUUUUUGGGUUUUUUUUUUGGCCUUACGCGUUGAGGUGCCAAGGUUUUGUUGUCCCUCCAUGUUGAGUAGUCAGCUAUCACCACCUCCUCCUUCCUGUUCUCUACGCGGUAUCAGAAGCUUCGGUCACUUGUCACUCUGCUAUCGCUUGUCUCGCAUCUUCCGGCUUAAUAUGAGUGCAGUGUAACCUUGUUUCUUGAGUGGACCCUUCACCGCACGUUGAAUUGAAAUACCCCUUAAUCAGCACGAUGAAGGUCACAUCGAUGACUACCGCUUUAUUCCUGUUAUCUAGCGUGGUCACAUCAGCCAGUAUCCCCAGAUCAGAUCUGGCUAUUCGCCAUGGUGAUAUUACCGCAGUUUCUCGCCAAGCGUCUGAUCUCGAAAAGCGCCGUGGGGGUGGUGGAAGUGGACGAGGGGGCAGUAGCAGUAGCAGUAGUAGUAGCAGCAGUAGCAGCAGUAGCAGUGGAGGUGGAAGCGGAGGGCGCAGUGGCACUGGAGGAACUAGAAGUUCAACAUCGACGAGCUCCACCAGCAACAGCGGAGGCGCGACUCGCAGUGGCUCAGGGCCAAAACCAGCGUAUGGAGGCGGGUAUUACUAUGGCGGAGGAGCCCUCAGUCCCUAUCAGUCAGGUCUGCGAUCACCGUUGGGAAUAGUCCCAUAUUUCUUGCCUGCAGCGACUUUGGCCUUUUUCUCCAGUUCCUGGCUCUAUGGGGCUCAUAUAUACCCAUAUCACCAUCCGUACAAUUACACGAACGAAACGGGCCAUCGCAAUGAAUCACUACCUGUUCUCUGCCUGUGCGAGGAAUAUAUGGAGUGCGGAUGCGACGAUAAUAACAACAGCACAUACUACGAGUCGCUCUUUGGAGGAACGCAGCCGAAGAAUACUAGCAUUGUCCGGGUCGUCGAUGUCAAUGGUACAGAAACCAUUGCUAUCAACGGGACCUUGCCGAAUGGAACGACUGUCGCUGAUUCAAGCAUAUCAUCAGCUACCGCUCUGAGGUUGAUGCAAGGCGGUGGCUACUGGAUGAUGGUUGCGCUGGUUGUCAGCGGUGUCUGGGCCUUGUAGUGGUUUGGACUGUCAAUUUCUUCUGCUCUCGGAACGGAGUUGGCAGAGGAAAAUGGACAAGUCUGCACUUAAUGGGCUAGCGUUAUCGUCAAAGCUUGCAAAACCGUGGGGAGGUCUUUUUCUUGGCCCGUCUUGAUACCCAUUUGGCGUUUGGGGUUGUCUAUUAUUUUAUCUACCUGGUCCCGACGGAUGAUAAUGAUACAACGUACUUUCCUGUUGGCCAAUGCGCCUGUAGACUCGGGCUGCUUUAAUUAAUUCGAUAGACCUUUGAGCCGUUUAUCCUUCUGUGAACUCUCUUUUAUCCGAUGAAAAGCCCCCGGCAGAAAAUGAAAUUGACGGAGAGAACCCACCUUGAUCAAGCAAGGUA
Messenger RNA from Aspergillus ochraceoroseus IBT 24754, 1627 nucleotides. RefSeq lists its product as uncharacterized. Bases 442 to 1260 code for a protein of 272 amino acids. The record is from RefSeq and is a predicted model, not a curated record. Lineage: Eukaryota; Fungi; Ascomycota; Eurotiomycetes; Eurotiales; Aspergillaceae. The transcript has 3 exons.